This is a messenger RNA of Eruca vesicaria subsp. sativa (arugula), 1681 nucleotides long. The record is from the annotation of a GenBank genome assembly. Lineage: Eukaryota; Viridiplantae; Streptophyta; Magnoliopsida; Brassicales; Brassicaceae.
UCUCUACUAAACAUAUAAAGUUUUACAAAAAUGGAGAUCUUGCUAUGUUUCUUCUUGGUUUUGCUUCUUACUCUCUUAACAUUAAUCUUUCUUAAAAACAUCACAAACUCAAAACUCACUCUUCCUCCAAGCCCUUCAAGUCUACCAAUCAUUGGAAACUUACACCAUCUCGCAGGCUUACCUCAUAGAUGUUUUCAUAACCUCUCCAUCAAACACGGACCAGUGAUGCUUCUCCGUCUAGGGUCUGUUCCAGUGGUUGUGAUCUCAUCUAGUGAAGCAGCUGAAGCAGUUCUCAAAACACACGACUUGGAAUGUUGCAGCCGACCAAAGACUGUAGGCACCGGAAAACUCUCUUACGGUUUCAAAGACAUUAAUUUCGGACCAUACGGUGAGUAUUGGCGGGAGAUGCGAAAGCUCGUGGUCACUGAGCUUUUUAGCCUUAAGAAGGUUCAAUCUUUUAGGUACAUAAGAGAAGAAGAGACCGAACUCAUGGUGAAGAAAGUCUCUGAAUCGGCAUUGAAACAAUCUCACGUUGAUCUUAACAAAACUUUCUUCUCCCUCGCCGCAAGCAUCAUUUGUAGAGUGGCUUUAGGACAGAACUUACACGAGAACAGCUUCCUUAUCGACCAAGAAAGGAUAGAGGAGCUUGUUACCGAAGCAGCGGAAGCUCUAGGGAGUUUCACUUUCUCUGACUUCUUCCCUGGUGCACUUGGAAGAUUCGUGGAUUGGUUGUUUCAACGACACAAGAAGAUCAACAAAGUCUUUGAAGAUCUUGAUGUUUUUUACCAACACGUGAUUGAUGAUCAUUUGAAGCCAGAAGGAAGGAAAAAUCAAGAUGUAGUUUCCUUGCUGUUGGAUAAGAUCGAUAAACAAGGAAGUGAAGACUCUUUCAAACUCAACAUGGAUAAUGUCAAGGCAAUCCUCAUGGAUAUAUUUCUCGCGGGGGUUGAUACAAGCGCCAUAACUAUGAUAUGGGUCAUGACCGAGCUCGUUAGAAACCCUAACGUGAUGAAGAAGGCACAAGAAAAUAUCCGAGCCACCUUAGGGCUCAAGAGGGAGAGAAUCACCGAAGAAGACCUAGGAAAGGUUGAUUAUUUGAAGCUUAUAAUCAAGGAAACACUCAGAUUACACCCAGCAGUUCCACUUUUGCUUCCAAGAGAAACAAUGUCUCACGUCAAGAUCCAAGGCUACGACAUUGCACCUAAAACACAAAUUCAAGUUAACGUAUGGACCAUAGGACGUGACCCCAAGCGUUGGACCGACCCUGAAGAGUUCAUCCCUGAACGGUUUGAAGACAGUUCUGUGGAUUUUAGAGGACAACACUUUGACCUAAUACCGUUUGGUUCUGGUAGAAGGAUAUGUCCUGCCAUGUUAAUGGGGAUUGCUACUGUGGAGCUAGGGCUGUUGAACUUGCUUUACUAUUUUGAUUGGAAGUUGCCUGAUGGGAUGAAAGUUGGAGACAUUGAUAUGGAAGAAGCUGGAAUUCUCAGCAUUGUCAAGAAAAUACCUCUUGAACUUGUGCCCCUUCAACGCCAUUAAUGGGCAGUCAAAGAAGCUCUACAACAUGGAGAUAGCUUGCGUGAAACCUAUAGCUAUUGAGAAAUUAUUGCAAAAUAAAAUAAUUAAUUAUUGUAUGAUGAACAAGUUAUCCAAAAGUAAUAAAGUUUGACAAAUUAUCCAA